AUUCAGUCGAGCGUUGAACAGCUGAGUGUGGGCACGAAUACCGGUUUUUUGUGGCGGCACAAUAAAAAAAGAUCAAUUCGAAAACAGCAUGGAUUUCUAUUACUUGCCUGGCUCUGCACCUUGUCGUGCCGUUCUAAUGACAGCUCAAUGUGUUGGCAUUGAUUUGAAUAAAAAAUUGUUGAAUUUGAGUGCUGGUGAACACUUGAAGCCGGAAUUUCUGAAGUUCAAUCCGCAACACACAAUUCCUACCCUGGUGGAUAAUGACUUUGCGGUAUGGGAAUCACGUGCCAUUAUGAUUUAUUUGGUGGAGCAGUAUGCCAAGACCGAUUCCCUGUACUCGAAAAAUCCGGAAACACGUGCACUCAUCAAUCAGCGUUUAUACUUCGACAUGAAUCUGUAUAUGGAAUUCGGUCAAUAUUUUUAUCCAGCUGUAAUGAAGAAAACUCCAUUUGAUCCACAGCAGCUUAAGAAGUUGGAAGCACAGUUGGAAGUUCUGAACACUUUAUUGGCUGGAAAUGGCUUUGCUGUUGGCAAUUCACUCACUCUGGCUGAUUUGUCACUUUUGGCCACAAUCAGCACUUUAGAUGUUAGCUCAUUCGCGAAAGGUGCCAAUAUUGAUGUCAAGAAGUAUGCGAAUAUUAAAAAAUGGUAUGAGAACAUGAAGGCCGUUACACCUGGAUACAAAGAGAAUUACGAAGGUUGUUUGGAGUUUAAGAAAUUCUUCAGUGGCCAAUGAGUAUUUGAAUUCUUUUACUGUGUUGUUUAAGUGAGAAAUGAAACGUACAUUUUCUGUUGCUUUUAUAAAGUAGUUAUUAGGACACACAGUUUAUACUCUUUUUACACUCUCUUUAGCUGAAUAAGUCUCUGUGAAAAAUGUGUUGAUUGCUUACUAGUAUACAUAUGGAUAUGUAUGUGAAAUUUCAUGUAUAUAAUUGACAAUGACCACCCGGCAUGAUAUGUACUCGUAUAAUUGCAAGCGCAGUGGCGCAAAAUGCUCUACACACCUUUAGUGAUAAUCUACUCUGAUAUAAAUUUAAUUGAUAACUUAGUAUGUAUUUUUUCAUUUUUUUGGUACAUAAAUUAAAGUAAAGUAAAUUUUA
Messenger RNA from Anastrepha obliqua, 1100 nucleotides. Its product is annotated as glutathione S-transferase D1-like. Bases 89 to 736 code for a protein of 215 amino acids. Gene Ontology annotation, biological process: glutathione metabolic process. The transcript has 2 exons. Gene Ontology annotation, molecular function: glutathione transferase activity. The record is from RefSeq and is a predicted model, not a curated record. Lineage: Eukaryota; Metazoa; Arthropoda; Insecta; Diptera; Tephritidae.